AUGGACAAAGAAUUCAAAAGAGAUUCAGAUGGUUAUUGGGAGGCACCUCUUCCGUUCCGGAACCAAAGGCAGCCAUUACCAAACAAUAAACCACAGGCCAUCAAUCGAGCGCUGUCUCUUGAUCGAAGUAUGAAACAGAACCCUACAAAGAGAGAACAUGUGUCAAAGUUCAUGGACAAAAUAUUUGAGAAGGGGCAUGCAGAGGAAGCGCCACCUUUACCCGAUACCAAAGAAAGAUGGUACCUUCCUAUGUUCGGUGUUUAUCACCCGCAGAAAAGGGAUUCCAUACGAAUGGUGUUUGACUCGUCUGCGAAGUUCAGCAACAUCUCGCUCAAUGAUGUCCUUCUUAAAGGUCCAGACAUUACGAACAAUCGCCAAGGCAUCUUACGUUUUCGACGUGAGAGGGUGGCAGUAAUAGGGGAUGUGGAGCAGAUGUUUCACAAUUUGAAGGUGAAAUUGGAUCACAGAGACUAUUUGCGCUUUUUAUGGCACCCAGAGAAUAAUUUAGACCUACCCUUAAAGGAGUACAGAAUGACUGUCCACGUCUUUGGAAAUCGCCCCUCCCCGGCAGUCGCAACAUAUGGACUACGUCGCUGUGUUGCUCACUCUGACCCUGAUGUAAUUGACUUUAUUUCAAAAGACUUUUACGUGGAUGAUGGACUCUUAAGUUGUCCAAGUGAAGAUAUGGCCAUCGACCUGGUGAAGAGAACUCAGCUUGCCCUGAAGGAAGGGGGACAGCUUAAACUUCAUAAAAUCUCCUCAAACUCAAAGUCUGUGUUGUUGAAGUUUCCAUCAGAUGAUCUGGCCAGAGACCUAAAGGAUUUAGAUAUUGGCGGAGAUGAUUUACCUGUACAGAGAAGCCUUGGUAUGUCGUGGGACAUCAAUGCUGAUGUCUUCACCUUCAAGAUAUCAACUGACCAGAAGCCCUUCACUCGCAGGGGAGUCUUAUCAACCGUCAAUAGUCUGUUCGACCCCCUUGGUUUUGCAUCUCCAGUAACUGUGCAAGGGAAGAUGUUAUUCCGACAGAUGCUAUCAACCUCCAGUGAAGUUCAUUGGGACGAUCCCCUAGAUGACUCGUUCCGCUUGAAAUGGUCUAAUUGGGUCAACUCAGUCCGUCAUCUUGAAGAUGUCAGGAUACCAAGGAUGUGCAGCAAGUAUUCUGUUUGUGAGUCAAAACGCAAGGAACUGCACAUUUUUACGGACGCCUCCAAAUAUGCGAUAGCUGCAGUGGCUUUUCUGAAAGUAUGGAAGGACGAGGGUAACAGUGAUGUAGGUUUCCUUAUUGGCAAGGCCAAAGUGGCUCCAGCACAUGGCCACACAAUCCCCAGGCUGGAACUGUGUGCAGCGGUUCUUGGGAUAGAGAUAGCAGAAAUCAUCAAAGAACAGAUGGAUUUAGAGAAGAAAACUUUCAGAUUUUACAGUGACAGUCAGAUAGCUCUUGGUUAUAUAACCAAUGAUGCCAAACGUUUUUAUGUCUACGUUGCGAAUAGAGUGCGUAGGAUUAGGUCAUUUAGUGAACCUGACCAAUGGCGGCACAUUACUACUGAUCAAAAUCCAGCAGAUUUGGGUACUCAAUCGUUCGAUGCUCAAGAACUCCCUCAAAGUAUGUGGCUGCGAGGACCAGCAUUCCUUAGGGAAGACAACCUCUCCACUACCUUUGUGGGAGCACGUGAGAACUUUGCUCUCAUAUCAGAUGAUGAUAAGGAAGUUCGACCUAUUGUUGAAGUCAACAAAACGACCGUCGAGGGAAAGACCCAUAGCUCUUUCAAGUCUCGCUUAGAAAGGUACUCGCAAUGGACUAAACUAGUUCGCAGUAUCUUGAGGCAUGUUUUACUUGCAAAGCACUCCUGUAAACAUUCAACAAGACGAUGGCAUUACUGUCCACAGUCUUUGAACUUGGAGACCCUGAAUUCAGCUGAGAUUCAUAUUUUGAGAGAGGUACAAAGGUCUGAAUUCAGUGAAGAGGUAGAAUGUCUCAUCAAGGAGAAGCCCAUACCUAAAGGUAGCAGCAUCAUUUCCUUGGUACCAUUUCUGGACUCCAAUGGCUUACUACGUGUUAGUGGUAGGAUUUCUGCUGUACAGAAGUUAGUUGACUUGGACGUACACUCUAUAAUCAUACCUAAGAAAUCCCACAUAGCCACCUUAUUGACUAGGUAUUUUCAUGAGAAGGUAUCCCACCAAGGACGCAAGAUUACAGAAGGCAAGAUCAGGUCAUCGGGAUUCUGGAUAAUUGGAGCCAAGCCAAGCGUCUGA
Saccostrea cuccullata (small rock oyster) is the source of this 2253-nucleotide messenger RNA. RefSeq lists its product as uncharacterized. The transcript has a single exon. NCBI's taxonomy places the organism in Eukaryota, Metazoa, Mollusca, Bivalvia, Ostreida, Ostreidae. The coding region runs from base 1 to 2253 and encodes 750 amino acids. Gene Ontology annotation, molecular function: nucleic acid binding. The record is from RefSeq and is a predicted model, not a curated record.